Clarias gariepinus (North African catfish) is the source of this 2088-nucleotide messenger RNA. Its product is annotated as titin. Gene Ontology annotation, biological process: cell surface receptor signaling pathway. The record is from RefSeq and is a predicted model, not a curated record. Bases 274 to 1854 code for a protein of 526 amino acids. NCBI's taxonomy places the organism in Eukaryota, Metazoa, Chordata, Actinopteri, Siluriformes, Clariidae. Gene Ontology annotation, molecular function: transmembrane signaling receptor activity. The transcript is spliced from 10 exons.
UGCCCUCCAAAGUCUACAUGUAUAGACGUGUGUGAGCGCAUGACAAUUUAAUAUUUGUCAUUUAUGUAUAUAAUCUAAUGACAUGUCUCAUACUCAAUGCUUAGAUUCUGAUGAGAAAAGCAUCAACACAACCUGCUGGAAAAUGACCAAAAGGAUUUUUUUGCUGCUGGUUAUUUCGGGUAAAAAGUCAGAUCAUCAUUUGUAAACGUAACUUUAAUAACAACUUACACAGUGUUUUAAAGUUUGUUUUUUUCUUGUUUAGGCUUUUGUGCCAUGUGGCAGGAGGCAGAUGCUCAGAGCACGUUAGAUAAACCUGUACUCAGCGGUCCUUCAAUUAGUCUUGUGGGUUCCAUUGAGGAAUUUUACUGCAAACUGGACAACAUCCAAACAAACCUGACAAUUCUGUAUCAGUUUUUUAGAGAACAUAAUUUAAAUAAGCCUAUAGGGGAAUACAGUGCUCAUGAUAAAGAGGAAGCCACAUUCAUUAUUAUGACUAAACCUUCUCAUGAUGGAAGGUUCAUAUGCAAGGCCAGUGGACAAAACCACACCGAGAUCAAUUCCACUUUCAGUGCCUGGAAGAUUUUCCAAGUAGUUGUGCCUGUAAAAGGUGCAAAGAUCAUAUCAAGAACUUUUUCUGAAGAUUUCUGGGAAGGAGACAGCUUGACUCUGGAGUGUAAUAUAACUGAAGGGACUUAUGUAACAUAUGCCUGGUUCCUGAAUAAUAUACUGCUCCACAGUGACAGCUCUAACAACCAGCUGACUAUUCCAACCCUUUCCAGCCGGGACAGCGGACAAUAUGUCUGUGUUGCUAAAAACUACUUUAAUGAGACAACUUAUUUCACCAGUAAGAGUGAAGGAAUGAACAUUCGUAUUAAAGAGCACUUGUUACAGCCUAAGAUCUCAUUUAGGGUUGUCAAGAAUGCAGACGGAAACUUUACUGCCUAUGUGAAAUGCCAGGUGACAAAAGGAUCCCCGCGCAUAGACUUCGCCCUUACAAUACACAAUACAAAAAACAAGAAAAAAUUGCAACAUUACAUCCUUGAAGAGGACGCCUUACCAAAAUACCACAACGCCUUAUUUCAUGUGCCCAUUAAACUGGACCAAGACAUGGGCAUGGUCUAUUGCACCGCGAGUUAUGGGAAAACAUCAGCGCAGAGCAGAGAUCUGAACCUCACAGUGGAGGCAGUAAGGGGCAAUGCGAUAAUGACACUGGAACAUAAAUACAUACAGCAGGACUUGAGUGUCUAUGCUGUAUAUAUAUCUUGCCAUGUGAGAGGAACGUUUCCAGAAUACUACUGGUUCCUCAAUAACAGAAGAUUGGAAAGAAAUGGAAAAUUUUACAGGACAGACCGCCCAGAUGGCUCCGAUCUCGUAAUUAGGCUGACAGACAUUGCAAGUAGUGGGGUUUACCACUGCGAGGCUGCUAACUCAUUCGAUAACACUAUAAGUGUGAGCAGUCCAAAGUACCUGAUUAGUCAUGAAGCAUUAAACAAAAUCCCAACUUAUGUGGUAAUCAUCGUUUUUACCUUUUUUGCGCUGUUGAUUUGUGCUGUGUUCGCUUGUUGUAUCUAUGGAGUGGUGUUACGAAAAAGGCAGUCCAGGAUAUAUAAUUUUAGAGUGAAAGACUUCUCAGACAUGCAUAGCAAGCUGGAUGAUGAUUAUGAUGAUGAUGAUGAUGAUGGUGUUUUUGAAAUGACUGAAGACACAAAAGAGCAUGAAUAUGAAGAAGGAAUAUAUUAUGACCUGGAUACUGACUCAUAUAUUGAAGAUACACAGGUUGUCCAAGCAUCCAUGCUGCAAGACUCUGAUGAGAGUGAAGAAGAGGAAGAGCCUGACUAUUUCCCCAACCUUUGAAUAUUUGUAUAGAGUUUCUAAAUAAUUUUGAAUUUCAGUUUUAAAUACAGGAGUGUAAAAAAACAACAACAUUUAAACAUCUACAGUAGGUUGAAAAGUCUGAGACCACAUAGAAAAUUUUAAUUUUUAAAUCUGGGAAAUAAACAGUUUAGAAUUGUGAAAAGGCUAAAACAAGGUUAAAAUUGUGUAACACAAUUUCUAAAGUAGUUCAGUAUUUAAAACGUAGGCACCACG